GCCGCCCUCAAGGACCUGCCCCGCCCUGCCCCGGCCCUUCCCUUGCCGGAGCCGCCUUUCACGGCCCCUCCGCUCCCGGAGCCGGCGGAGCCGGCGGGCCCGCCCGGGAGGAUGCUGCGCUGCAUGCCGCCGCUGUGGCGCUGUAACCGGCACGUGGAGGCGCUGGACCGGCGGCACUGCUCGCUGCAGGCGGUGCCCGAGGAGAUCUACCGCUACAGCCGCUCCCUGGAGGAGCUGCUGCUGGACGCCAACCAGCUGCGGGAGCUGCCCAAGCCUUUCUUCCGGCUCCUGAACCUACGCAAGCUGGGCCUGAGUGACAAUGAGAUUCAGAGACUUCCCCCCGAGGUGGCCAACUUCAUGCAGCUGGUGGAGCUAGACAUCUCUCGCAAUGACAUUCCAGAAAUCCCUGAAAGCAUCAAAUUCUGCAAAUCCCUGGAGAUUGCUGACUUCAGUGGGAAUCCCCUAUCCAGGCUUCCUGAGGGCUUCACCCAGCUGCGGAGCCUGGGCCACCUGGCCCUGAAUGAUGUAUCCCUGCAGAGCCUCCCCAGUGAUAUCGGGAAUUUGGCAAAUCUGGUGACUCUGGAGCUGCGUGAGAACCUGCUCAAGUCCCUCCCCACUUCGCUCUCAUUCCUCGUCAAGUUAGAGCAGUUGGAUCUUGGUGGCAAUGACCUGGAAGUGCUGCCAGACACUCUGGGAGCACUACCGAAUCUGCGGGAGCUCUGGCUAGACCGAAACCAGCUCUCGGCCCUGCCUCCGGAGCUGGGGAAUCUUCGGCGCUUGGUCUGUCUGGAUGUGUCUGAGAACAAGCUGGAGCAGCUGCCCAAUGAGAUCAGCGGGCUGGUGGCACUGACAGACCUACUGCUGUCGCAGAACCUGUUGGAAUGCAUACCUGCUGGGAUUGGUCAGCUGAAACAGCUCUCCAUCCUAAAAGUGGAUCAAAAUCGGCUGGCUGAGGUGACAGAGUCGAUUGGGGACUGUGAGAAUCUCUCGGAGCUCAUCCUGACAGAGAAUGUGCUGACAGCCUUGCCAAAAUCCCUGGGGAAGCUGACAAAGCUGACCAAUUUGAAUGUGGACCGGAACCGGCUGACAGCACUUCCCUCUGAGAUUGGGGGCUGUGCCAGUCUGAAUGUGCUGUCCCUGCGUGACAACCGCCUGGCGCUUCUGCCUCCUGAACUUGCCAACACCACGGAGCUGCAUGUGCUGGAUGUGGCAGGGAACAGGCUGCAGAACUUGCCCUUUGCCCUGACAAAUCUCAACCUGAAGGCCCUGUGGCUUGCAGAGAACCAGUCCCAGCCCAUGCUGAAAUUCCAGACAGAAGAUGAUGAGAAGACGGGCGAAAAGGUUCUUACCUGUUACCUGCUGCCCCAGCAGCCAUCUCCCAGUCUAGAGAAUCUCCUGCAGAACAGCGUGGAUGAAAGUUGGACAGACACCAACUUGAACCGGGUCAGUGUGAUCCAGUUUUUGGACGAGCCCAAAGCUGAUGAUGAUGAGGAGGCUGGAGCUGAGAAGAGAGGCCUGCAACGCAGAGCUACUCCUCACCCUAGUGAGCUGAAGGUUAUGAAGAAAGUGAUCGAAGUUCGGCGCAAUGAGAUAUAUUCUGCGAAGCCCGAUGUGGACCUGGAUUCUCCAAACUCGGAGGUGAAGAGGCUGAGUGCCAUGUCCAAUCGCAGCGAGGACUCGCAUGUCUCCAACAGCACUGUCUCUGCCAACUUCAGGGAGGAAGAGGAGGAGGAGUGGGGAGGGGGAGACAGGCUGAAUGGGCAAGUGCCCGAAACACAGGAGCUGGAGAAUGAGGCGAAGCCUGGAGCUAAAGAAGAGCAGGAGGUGGAGGCGGUGACUGGUCAAGAGGAGGAGCUGGAAGUGGAGUACAAUGAGCCCACAGUGCAUUUUGCCGAGGACACUCUGAUCCGGAGCGAGGAUGAGGAUGAGGAUGAAGACCAUCCGUUCCCAGUGGAGAAGCAGCGGCUGAUCCGCAAGGACACACCGCACUAUAAGAAACACUUUAAGAUCACCAAGCUGCCCAAGCCAGAGGCAGUGGUGGCGCUCCUGCAGGGGCUGAACAGUGACAGGGUCCCUGAGGAGGAGGAGGAGCUGGGGGGCUGCAAUAACAAUGCAGAGCCCGAGGAGCAGGAGGAGGCCUGGGACAAGGAUGAUGUGAAGAACGGAGCCUUGUCCACACAGACGUCAGUCAAGGGGGUGUCGUUUGAUCAAGCCAAUAAUCUGCUGAUUGAGCCUGCUCGCAUUGAGGAGGAAGAGCUGACCCUGACUAUCCUGCGGCAGACAGGGGGGCUGGGCAUCAGCAUUGCAGGGGGCAAAGGCUCCACUCCCUACAAGGGUGAUGACGAGGGCAUCUUUAUUUCCCGUGUGUCGGAGGAGGGCCCUGCAGCCCGAGCAGGAGUCCGUGUUGGGGACAAGCUCCUGGAGGUGAACGGAGUGGGCCUGCACUGUGCGGAGCACCACGUGGCAGUGGAGGCGCUGCGUGGCUCAGGCAGCUCCGUCUCCAUGACGGUGCUUCGGGAGCGGAUGGUGGAGCCCGAGAAUGCCAUCACGGUUACACCGCUGCGGCCCGAGGAUGAUUACAGCCCACGAGAGCCACGGGGUGGCCUGUGCUUUCCAGAGCGGCCUGAGGGGGCGCCGCCCACAGACAGAUUCUCCACCUGCCUCAUGCGCAAUGAGAAGGGGCUGGGCUUCAGCAUUGCCGGGGGCAAGGGCUCCACGCCCUACAGGGCAGGUGACACGGGGAUCUUUAUCUCGCGGAUCGCAGAGGGUGGUGCAGCCCAUCGGGACGGGACGCUGCACGUUGGAGACCGGGUCAUCUCGAUCAAUGGGGUAGACAUGACAGAAGCCAGGCAUGAUCAGGCAGUAGCGCUGCUUACCGCAUCCUCCCCCACCAUCGCGCUGCUGGUAGAGAGAGAGGGUGCACAGCAGCUCAGCGAGGGAGACUCACCAGUGGUGCAGCGAGUGCGCACGCACUCCCCACCACCACCUCCCAGCCAUGGGGAGAGCCCGCCCGAGGAGACGCCUCUGCUGCAAAGGAACCAUCUGCCCAAAGCCCUGGAGGACCAGUACCCCAUUGAGGAGAUCUGUCUGGUCAAAGCUGGGGGGCCCCUGGGGCUCAGCAUUGUUGGAGGCAGUGACCAUUCGAGCCACCCGUUUGGGAUUCAUGAACCAGGUGUCUUUAUCUCAAAGGUCAUUCCGCAUGGGCUGGCGUCCCGCAGUGGCCUGCGAGUAGGGGACAGGAUCCUGGAGGUCAAUACUAUUGACCUGCGCCAUGCUACCCACCAGGAGGCUGUGAACGCCCUGCUGUCCAGUACGCAGGAGCUGAGCAUGUUGGUGAGACGAGAUCCUCCGCCACCUGGCAUGCAGGAAAUCUGCAUUGAGAAGGCUCCUGGAGAAAAGCUGGGCAUCAGCAUUCGGGGGGGAGCGAAAGGCCACGCUGGGAACCCCUUUGACCCCACCGAUGAGGGCAUCUUCAUCUCCAAGGUGAGCUCCUCUGGGGCUGCUGCCAGGGACGGCCGGCUGAAGGUGGGGCUGCGGAUCCUGGAGGUGAAUCACCAGAGCCUGCUGGGAAUGACGCACACAGAGGCAGUGCAGAUCCUACGCAGUGUGGGGGACAAGCUCCUUGUGCUUGUGUGUGAUGGCUUUGACCCCAAGGCCGCGGCUGCCAUUGAGAUGUCCCCAGGAAUCAUUGCCAACCCCUUUGCAGCUGGCAUUGGCCGCAAGAACAGCCUGGAGAGCAUCUCCUCCAUUGACCGAGACCUGACCCCAGAGGAGCUGGAGAUCCUACAAAAGGAGAUGGAGAUGGUGAGGGAGGCGACUCAGUGGGAGAGAGAAGAAAUGGAGAAAGUGGAGAGGAUGCGUAGGGAGCGGGAGGCAGCCACGCAGCUCCUUGAGGAGGAGGCAGAGAAUAUCAGCAAUGAGCCUUUGCGACUGGACUAUCGGACCCUGGCAGCUUUGCCCAGCAAUAACUUACCAAGAGUCACCCGUGCUCUCGUUCAGUGUGAUCGAGCCAGCUCUGGAAUGGAGAGUGACUGCGCUGUGCUGCCUCGGCCAGUGGCUCUGGACAGCCAGAAUUCAGACCCUGACCCAAUCGCAGGCCUGAGCAGCACUGUAACUAGCCCACCCCAGGACCCGGGAUCACCUGGCAAGCACACAGAAAGGGCAGCCCUAGUCCUGCUGCACAUGCAGGAGCCUGUGGGCUGCCCCCUGACCCAGGACCAGCUGCCAAAGCCUCAGGAGCCAGAUCAAGAGAGUAUGGUCGACUCUCAACCAAUCCUCUUCAGUGAGAACCCCUUUGUGGUGGCUAAUCGAAGGGGGAAGGCAGCAGGCAAGGCCUGUCUGGGGGGCCCUCCCCUCGGCUACGGCCAGGGGGGAGUUCUGAAGACCAACCUUUACUCCAAGGCUCCAGCAGGCGAGUCUGGGCCUGGGAGCUCCAGGCGGGAUGCCUCUUACUCACCGAGCAGCCAGCAGCCACCUGCAGCCCUUCGGCCUGCUCACCUGUCAGGCAGGGAGACUCGCUUUGCUUCCAUAAACUUCAUCCCACCGCAAGAUGACAGCAAAUCACAGACCAAGCCGGGCGUCAUUCAGCCUCUCUCCCGGGUGCGACAAAAUGCUGCCCUGCCUAGUUCGGAGGGCAGAGACAGCCCCAACCCCUUCCAGCAACCUGAGUCAUGCUCCAGUGUCCAGAACUCUCUGCGUCCCCCCUCACCUCCCUCUCCUGAGGAUGUCCCAGUCAGUGUCAAGCAGGCAUACAAGACCUUUGCAGCGGUUCCCCUGUCACAGGCAAAUAAGGAGACAUAUGGUCAGACAAGCACCGAGAAACCUAAAGCUUCUCCUGAGAUGCUGUCGUCGGGGGGACUGCACAGCCCAGAACAGCGAUCCUUCCGUGAGAGGCAAAAGUACUUUGAGAUCGAGGUGAAACAGCAGCAGGUGGAGAAGCCCCCCAAGCGUGUCUCCCUGGUGGGGGAGGAUGACCUGAAGAAAAUGAAGGAGGAGGAAGCUCGUAAACUGCAGCAGAAACGGGCUCUGCUGUUGGAGGAGGAGGAGGAGGAGGAAGAGGAGGAUGUGGGGAAGCAGAUGCCUGACAUGAGCAUGCAGUCCAGUGUCAUCAUCGAAGGAGUGGAGUACAAGAUCAAGAGACUAAAUGGAAGGAGCAUCCAGUCCCCGGCAACUCGGAUCUCUGAGACAGAUGAGCACAGCAGCUCCCAGAGAAACUCACUAGAAGAAGGAUUCAAGCCCGAGCUGAGGCCUAACUCUAUGUCUGGACUGAUCCCAGUUUACCCAGGAGGGGGUGAGGCAGGGGCACCUGUGCGAACGGCCAAAGCUGAACGACGGCAUCAGGAGCGAUUGCGGAUGCAGAGCCCUGAGUUCCUAAGUACCCAGGAGAAGGAGCUGUCUCCAGCUGAGCGCCGGGCCCUGGAGGCAGAGAAACGAGCCAUGUGGAGGGCAGCACGAUCCUCCACUCUUGAAGACAGUAUUAAACAGUACGAGCAGGAUCUGGCCAGGAAGCUCUACCAGUCCCGACAGCGGGCACCUGCACCAGGGGCCAGGCCAGCUCAGGUGUCUAGCCCAGGGCAGAGUCACGUCUCAAGAACCCCUGGGUCAGGAAGUCAAUCCAGGAUGAAGUCUCUGGAGCAGGAUGCCCUCAAAGCCCAGAUGGUGAUUGCCAAGUCCAAGGAGGGGAAGAAGCGCAGCACACUGGAACAGCUGGCUGAAUCGCCUUCACCUGCUCCCACCCCCUCCCCAACCCUUCCAGAAGAUUGCAGCCCCAGGAAUGUCACUUCACCAGGGAGGCUGUCCAUGUCUGAAAAGAAGUUUGACUACCGGGAAUUUGCUGCUAUUCCUUCUUCCAAACCAGUUUACGAAAUUCAGUCACCCGAAGCAGUUGGCAAUCUCAGAUACGUGGAUGACACAAAUAGCACAGUUCCCCAGGAGCAGGGUGGGCCUGCAGAGGAAGAGGAGCUGUUAGUAACUCACGAUUCCUCAACACCCACCACAUCAGCACUUGAAGAAAUGGCUCUGUACAGCAGCAAGCGCAAACUCCGGCACAGCCGUCGCAGUCUGGAGGCUGCUGUCCCCACAUAGAGGGCAACAGGACAGCCCAGCACAGGGCUCUUCACCUUCCUGCACUCCACAGACAGCACUGGACUGGGUCCCACAGCUGCCUCCUUGGCAUUGGCUGGGAACUGCGCACCCAGGAGGCGUUGUGGUUAACUAACUUCCUUUAGGCUGUGAACCUCCUUUUUCUCUCACUACCCACAGUGCACUGGGGCAUGUGCUGAACAAAACAGGACAGUGCUGGACUUGUAGAUGUCUGACAGGGGAGGGGGGGCAGGGCAGUGGGCAGCAGAAGUUUGUUAGUCUGUAAAUAGUAUGUGUGUGUGUGUGCGCGCAUGUGUGGGUGUGUGACGCUGCACCUGUUAUUCCCUCCUCUUGGGUUUUUCAGUGGCUACUAUGGGGGCUUUGUUCUGAUAUGACUUAGCAGAAGGGCCAGCCCUUUACUCCCUUCUAAAUCCCACUGAUUUGUCAAAAGCCAGCUCCCCCCCAACCAUGGAGUGUCAUGUCCGUGCAGAGGCAGGGAUCUGUGACAUCUCUAGAAUGCAUUGUCCCCAUUCCACUCCACCACCAGGCCAAUAGUCAUCUGGCUUGUUGUGACGCUGUUCCUCUGGCAACAGCUCUGCCCCCCCAGAUGCACAUGUAAUUCCUGUAGCAUAGGCUGAGGUCCAUUCUAGGCAAACACACUACAUGGGGAGGGGGACAUGUGGGGAACAGGUGCUGACUGUCCUGUGUGAGAGUAGCAUACAUGAGCUGGAUGAACUAGAGCAGAUGGGAGUGCAAGGCUAUAGCAGUGUGUGCAUGUGACAGCAGUAGGGACAGACUAGUUGGGGAUUAGAAUGUGGUGACACAGCAGUAGGCGGUACAAAUAAGGAGACAGUGGGGGUAAGGUUAUAGUAUAGGGUGCAGGGAGUAAGGUGGGAUAUGGAUUGGCUGGGGUCAGGGUGCAGGAUGAUGAUGGUACACAGAGAGUGAUGGUGGUGGCAGCAGAAGGUGGUGGCUCUCUGUGUUGCCCAUGACCACUGAAGUAAAAUGUGAGUUUUAAGGGAGGUUGGAGCACAGACAAAGUGAGCACCAUGCAGGGAGAUAACGGAUAACGAGAUAUGCCGCGCACUAACUACACACCCUACAGUCUCUCUCUGACAACUUGGUGGCGUCCUGACGCUUUACCUACAGAUUAGGGCAGACAAGAGAUUCUUUACACAUGCACCAAGGACGUUAUUGCUGGCUUCCUGCCUGGAACAAAGGCUCUGUCAGCCUCAGUACCAAGUGAACCCAAGGAUCUGGGCCAGUGACUAGGGGCCUAUGUCUACCAGUGAAAUUAGUGUUUCUCUUGUUCUUACUGCCCUCCGCGAGUUAAGCAGCCCUUAUCCACACACGCCCCAAAUCAAAGCAAGGCAUCUGAGCUUGGGCUUGGCAAUGGUCUGAGUGAUCUUUCCACUCCCUCUAACAAAUCGGUGCUCUCUUAUUUGCUGAUGCCGCCAGCAGUAAGCCCAGAGUUGGCCCUUAAUCCUCCCAGUGCCAGGAUGUGACUAGGGAGUGGAGGGCACUUCUGCUUGUACAUUUACUAAAUGACUGGAUGCGGUUUCUUUUAGUUGAGAAUCUCCUCUCAUCACACCAAAUCACAUGGCUCAUUUUCACUGAAUUGAUAUGUUUAAUUUUACAGGGCUUGGACAGGGGGAAAUCCAAUAAUCUAUCAAACUGCAGCCAUGGCUGCUGCCAUCAUCAGCAAUUUGAGCUUUUCCUUUUUAAAACCUCAUUUUAGUAUUUGCUUUUUAACAAAAGCAAUUUCUGGAAACAAUCAUGAAUUGGUUUUGGUGACUAACUUGUGAUUUUCCUUUCCUUUUGCGGUACCUGGGUGCCAGGCUCUGAUCUCUCUCCUCUCCUGAGAGAUGCAGAGGAAAAAUUAGCUCAUCAAGACUGUAACUAGUGAAAUUUGUACAACCAAAGAAAUCUAUUUUGUGGUUCAAGGAGAAUAAAGUUUACUUUACAUUUUA
Molecule: messenger RNA, 8051 nt
Organism: Malaclemys terrapin pileata
Lineage: Eukaryota; Metazoa; Chordata; Testudines; Emydidae
Gene: SCRIB
Product: scribble planar cell polarity protein
Exons: 46
Coding region: 112-6084 (1990 amino acids)
Biological process (GO): neurotransmitter receptor transport postsynaptic membrane to endosome; neurotransmitter receptor transport, endosome to postsynaptic membrane
Cellular component (GO): postsynaptic membrane; postsynaptic density; adherens junction
Molecular function (GO): protein binding
Source: RefSeq, a predicted model, not a curated record